CCCGUCCCCCGGAGUCGCUGCAGUGCCCGCUGCCGGUCGGACCCGGCUGGCCCGGUCUACAGCCGCUAUUCGCACCCUCCGGGUUGAAGCGUGGCCGCUGCUGCCGUCGUGUGUUCGGCAAGGCCUCGCAAAUAGCCGGCGGACGGAAGCUUGGCAGACUUGUGAGUGCACAUAUAAUCUGAUCUUCAAUCAUAUCUUGGAGCUUCACUAAAGAUGGUUAAUGUCUUGAAAGGAGUUCUAAUUGAAUGUGACCCAGCCAUGAAGCAAUUCUUGCUGUACCUGGAUGAUACAAAUGCUUUGGGGAAAAAAUUCAUAAUACAAGACCUGGAUGAAACUCAUUUAUUUGUCUUGGCUGAGGUGGUCCACGUCUUACAAGAAAAAGUUGGAGACUUAAUGGAUCAGAAUUCAUUUCCACUCACGCAGAAGUAAAGUUGUGAUUAAAUGGCAGAGACCUAUCUUGAAAUACUUGAGAAAUGAAUCAAUACUUGAGAAAUGAAUCAAUACUUCAUUGAUCUGCUGGUACAAGGAGCCUGUAAAGACAGCUAUUUGGAAGUAUAAUAGAAUUUUGCCUCAGUAAAAUAAUUUUGAUUCAACUG
Messenger RNA from Pristis pectinata (smalltooth sawfish), 596 nucleotides. RefSeq names its product general transcription factor IIH, polypeptide 5 (gene gtf2h5). NCBI's taxonomy places the organism in Eukaryota, Metazoa, Chordata, Chondrichthyes, Rhinopristiformes, Pristidae. The record is from RefSeq and is a predicted model, not a curated record. Gene Ontology annotation, cellular component: transcription factor TFIIH holo complex; transcription factor TFIIH core complex. Gene Ontology annotation, biological process: nucleotide-excision repair; transcription initiation at RNA polymerase II promoter; nucleotide-excision repair, preincision complex assembly. The coding region runs from base 214 to 429 and encodes 71 amino acids. The transcript is spliced from 3 exons.